Molecule: messenger RNA, 738 nt
Organism: Lasiosphaeria miniovina
Lineage: Eukaryota; Fungi; Ascomycota; Sordariomycetes; Sordariales; Lasiosphaeriaceae
Exons: 1
Source: RefSeq, a predicted model, not a curated record
GCAAGCGCGGCGUGCAACCAGGGGCUGCUCCGCGAAGCCACGGACCGGUACAUCGCGGCGCAGAGCACGGGCAGCCUCAGCUGGCUGGCGCCGGUGCUGGCCGACAACGCCACGUACUUGGAGAACGGCCGCACGCUGCCGGGCUGGCGGUCCAACAGCUCGCUCGCGACAGCUUCGCCGCAGCGCAUCGACCGCAGCCACAGCAUCUUCGACCUGACGCAGUGCGCGUCCUUCACGGACCUGAUCAUUACCGACGCCGCGGCACCGCGCGUCAUCGGCGCCCAGCUCUGGCUGGGCCCCGACAGCGGCAGACUGACGAAAAUCGACCGCGUCGUCACCACGCCCGGCGACUGGCUGUUCAACGCCACGGGUACGCUGCACUACGCGCUGGGCGAGGACUGGGGCGCGAUCCCGGUAGCGCAGCGCGACUCGCGCGCCGCUAUCCAGGCCGCCGCCGACGCCUACCUCGACGUGUUCAAGAAUGCCAGCGUCGCCGUGCCGUGGGGCUCGCCGUGUGCGCGCCUCGAGGGCGGCGCCUAUACCGGCCGCGGCCUGCCGUCUGACACUUGUAACCUCGGCGUCAUCCAGUCGUAUGACAUGCCGAAUCGCCGUUAUGUGAUUGACGAGAGUGUGGGUGUCGUGAGCGUGUUGCUCGAGUUUGGCAGUAUCGGGAAUGCGCCUGACAGCCACGAGUUCCGUGUCGAGCAUGGGAAGUUGAGGUUUAUUCACACUAUGACG